AUGCAGUCGUCAAGUACCGUCGGAUCCCAGCUUCCGGAGAACCCUACAACUUCACAACCGUCCAAUGACCCACAAUUGAUGCACGCAACAACUGUAGCUAGUCAAUUAGAAAUGUAUAGAAGCAUUUUCCAAAACGCUACCCAAAACACAUCAACAAGUUCCAUCAACAACUACAAAAUUUCCGAAAAAAUCGCGGAAGGAUCCCACGGGGUUGUGUUCCGCGGCAUGAGUAUGAUUUCUGGAACAAUGGUGGCUUUGAAGUUAAUUAAAAAACUGGCAAAGGAGGAUGGAGUUUCCACAAACUUGAUUCACGAGGCGGGAAUCCUGCAACAAGUUCAACAUCGAAAUAUCGUUACUUUCAUAGAAGUUUUUAUGGAGAACAGUACACUAGAAUCUCCAGCAAACUGUUGGUUGAUAACCGAGUACUGUGCAUGCGAUUUGCUAGAUUUAGUGAUGGUCCCAAAUCUUCCAAUUAGCGUGCUUCAUAUCAAAUCUUUGUUGCAAUCGCUUUUGAAAGGCGUUGCUCACCUACACAAACGAUCAAUCAUGCACCGAGAUAUAAAGAAAGGAAAUCUAUUAAUCGAUAAUCAUGGUGUGCUGAGAAUUGCCGAUUUCGGAUUAGCGAUUCAAGUCACAAAACUGACUCGCACACUGAAAACAAACAUUGGAACAAUGGUGUUCAGAGCACCAGAACUUCUUCUGGACGAUAUCCAUUAUACCAAAAAGGUUGAUAUUUGGAACGUGGGAUGGGUUCUCUUCUCCCUCUUCACGGGAAAACCAGGGUUCAAUGUCCAAACAACAAAUCAGGUUCUGACAAAGUUGACCCAUAUGUGCGGGUCAAUAACCGAAGAGACAUACGCUGGUUGUCAAAAUCUUGAGGCAUAUAAAGGCUAUCGGAAAAGGAACUCAUUGAAUUGGCCACGAAUGGUCAUGGUAAUGGCAAGACGUGCUGCAUUUGGUCCGGAUACAGAAGAAAUCUCUGAUAAAAAUGAGCCUUCUCAUCUUCAACGAGAUCUAAAAGAAUCGGGCAUUAUGGGCAUCGAGCUCAUUGACCAGAUGCUAACGUUGGAUCCAACAAAGCGUCCGACAGCAGCAGAAGUGCUCGACAAUGAAUGGUUCAAAAUGGAGCCGCUUCCAAACCCAUGCAUCAGUGACCUGCUUGGGGAGUACAAAAAAUAUCACAGAGAAAAGAAAUUCCGUGCAUAUGGAGAAGAUCAUAAAAGCAAUUAG
This is a messenger RNA of Caenorhabditis remanei, 1230 nucleotides long. RefSeq lists its product as uncharacterized. Gene Ontology annotation, molecular function: ATP binding; cyclin-dependent protein serine/threonine kinase activity. Lineage: Eukaryota; Metazoa; Nematoda; Chromadorea; Rhabditida; Rhabditidae. The transcript is spliced from 8 exons. The coding region runs from base 1 to 1230 and encodes 409 amino acids. The record is from RefSeq and is a predicted model, not a curated record. Gene Ontology annotation, cellular component: nucleus. Gene Ontology annotation, biological process: regulation of mitotic cell cycle; protein phosphorylation.